Messenger RNA from Galeopterus variegatus (Sunda flying lemur), 1860 nucleotides. RefSeq names its product FOS-like antigen 1 (gene FOSL1). Gene Ontology annotation, biological process: regulation of transcription by RNA polymerase II. Gene Ontology annotation, cellular component: nucleus. The annotation marks the transcript as partial. The record is from RefSeq and is a predicted model, not a curated record. NCBI's taxonomy places the organism in Eukaryota, Metazoa, Chordata, Mammalia, Dermoptera, Cynocephalidae. Gene Ontology annotation, molecular function: DNA-binding transcription factor activity, RNA polymerase II-specific; RNA polymerase II cis-regulatory region sequence-specific DNA binding. The transcript has 3 exons.
GGCGCCGGCAGCGCGUACGGCGGCCCCGCGCAGCCCUCCGCCGCGGCGCAGGCGUCCGCACAGCAGAAGUUCCACCUCGUGCCAAGCAUCCACGCUGUGAGUGGCAGCCAGGAGCUGCAGUGGACGGUGCAGCCCCAUUUCCUGGGGCCUGGCAGCUACCCCAGGCCUCUGGCCUACCCCCAGUACAGCCCCCCACAGCCCCGGCCGGGAGUCAUCCGGGCCUUGGGUCCACCUCCAGGGGUGCGUCGCAGGCCCUGUGAACAGGAGACCGACAAAUUGGAGGAUGAGAAAUCCGGGCUGCAGCGAGAGAUUGAAGAGUUACAGAAACAGAAGGAGCGCCUGGAGCUGGUGCUGGAAGCCCACCGACCCAUCUGCAAAAUCCCGGAAGGAGCCAGGGAGAGGGAUGAAGGCGCUACCAGCAGCACCAGCAGCCCACCAGCCCCCUGCUGCCCUGUACCUUGUAUCUCCCUGUCCCCGGGGCCUGUGCUUGAACCCGAGGCAUUGCACACCCCCACACUCAUGACCACACCCUCCCUCACUCCUUUCACCCCCAGUCUGGUCUUCACCUACCCCAGCACCCCUGAGCCCUGCGCUUCAGCUCAUCGCAAGAGUAGCAGCAGCAGUGGAGACCCAUCCUCUGACCCCCUCGGCUCCCCGACCCUCCUCGCUUUGUGAGACACUCCAGCACCAUUCCCUGCAAGUGCCACUCUAGCCAACAUCUCGUCCUCUUCCCCCACUGGCCCAGCUGGCUUGGGCCAUAUCCCAUGCCCAACCCCAGCACAUUCUUCUCCAUUCCUCCAGAUGAGACUGGACAUAUUUUGCUUUGCGGUAGAGCCAACUUGGGGCCACCAAAGCUGCCCACUGUUUCUCUAGAGCUGGCCUCUCUAGCACAAUUUGCACUAAAUCCGAGACAAAAUAUUUCCCAUUUGUGCCUGAGGAUCCUGGCAGCCCAGAGACUUUGUAGAUCCCUGAAGGUCCUCUGGAGCCCUCACACCUUCUAGACCACCCUUACACUCUCCAUCACCCCCUUCUUGUGAUCCACCCAACCCUACUGCCUGACAGAAGGUGCCAUUGAUUGUACCAGCUUAGAACACUAAUUCACCCAGCCCCACUGCCAGCAGCACCAGGUGAUCGGACUAGGCAUUCUGCAGGCCUCUCCUGAACAGCACAGCUUAGGAGGUACCAGCGGCUUGUGAUAAGCUGUCCUGCAAACCCCAGCUGUGAGAAGCCUUCAGCUCCAGAGAAUCCACGUCGCCACAGCAAGGGCAGCUGCUAUUUAUUUUCCUAAAGAGAGUAUUUUUAUACAACCUGCCAAAGUGGAAUAAAAGGCUUGAAGCUCUGGCCGGGGUGUUCCAUUGGCCUCAGGCUAAAGGGAGACCAUUUGGAGCCAGAAGCCCUAGGUUCCGGUCUCAGCUCCACAGACUCACUGCAUGACCUUGGACAAAUUCUUUGGUAUUUUUGGACCUCGGCUGUCCUAUGUGACAAAUUGGGCUACAUCUGCUCUGCCUCAUCUCCAGGAUUGUGAGGAGACUGCACUCGGGUACAAGCGAAGAGGAUUAUCCUUCUCGUGGGAGCCCACAGUGCUCCUGCGUGUGCCACAGGGGGGCGCUGUUAUGCCCUCUUUCAGCCUCAGAAGAGGAGGCCUAGUGGGUUCUAGGCCCCCAACACCUGCUUCCUGCCCCAUUGUCUUGGACAGGAAGGAGCCGGGAAGGGAGCUGGAACCACUACAGGGGCCGGAUUACGACCUCUCCCGGAGCCCAAAGGGGGGUUGGGGGGCUGGGGGAGUCCGUGGUUUACCACGGUGCCGCAUCCCACCCCAGGCUCGAGGUAAUGGGGGAGUCAGUCACCUUAAUUCUCCAG